Molecule: messenger RNA, 1526 nt
Organism: Lactuca virosa
Lineage: Eukaryota; Viridiplantae; Streptophyta; Magnoliopsida; Asterales; Asteraceae
Source: the annotation of a GenBank genome assembly
GAACAAAAGUCCAUUCAAUUCCAAGUUAUUGAAGUGGGUAAACAUGGUUGAAAGUUUGUUGAAAUUGGGCACCCCUCCUCUUUCUAAGCCCCUACUGCCACUUCCAUUUCAAUUUUCUCUGUCAUCUUCAAGAUCUCUCCCCAUGUCGUCCCUUAAUUCCGUCAACGUUCACCGUUCCCCCACUGCUUCCUCUUUCCAGCCUUCCAUUCUUGUUUUCUCAGGGGGGACGGCUUUUAAUGGCGUCGUUGAAGAGCUUAAGAAGCUGACAACUUGUGUUGCUCAUGUUCUUCCUGUUUCUGAUGAUGGUGGAAGUACGGCUGAGAUUGUUCGUGUUCUAGGUGGUCCAGCAGUUGGAGACAUACGAUCACGAUGCUUGAGAUUAUCCGAUCAAAGUACUUCAGAGGCUCUUGCAGUGAGGAACUUACUUGGUUACAGGUUGCCUCUUGAUCCACAAGAAGCCAAAUUAGAAUGGUACAGUAUUGUAGAAGGAGAACAUUCUUUAUGGAAAGAUGUUUCCAAGGCCUACAGAGAAACCAUUCGUGCCUUUCUGGCUUAUUUUCAGAACCAGAUCCUUCGAAGAACAAAUGAGUCAUUUUGUUUUAGCAAUGGAAGCAUUGGUAACUUUUUCUUUGCAGGAGCACGUAUAUUCUUUCAGUCUUUGGAUGCUGCAAUUUUUUUGUUUUCACGUGUUUCCCAGAUUCCCACUGAAAGUCUUGUUCUUCCAGUUAUAUCCACUAAUGAUCGCCUUACUUUAGGCUGUGAAUUAUGGGAUGGAAUGAUAAUACGUGGUCAGAAUGAGAUAUCUCAUCCCACUAAUGGAUCAUUGCAACUUAUAGAUAAGGAAAAUUCUUCCACACUACCUUCAAGAAUAAAGAGAGUUUUCUACAUGUCAAGUGAAGGAAGCAAUUUAUUGCAUGAGGUGUUUCCCACUGUAAAUCCAUCUGUUCUAGAACAGUUGAGAAAUGUGGAUUGCAUUAUUUAUGGUAUGGGAUCCCUCUUUACUUCCAUCUGCCCUUCUUUGGUUUUACUAGGAGUUGGAGAGGUUAUAGCUUCAAGAUCAUGUGCAAAAGUACUUGUGAUGAAUGGUAGUUGUGAUCGAGAAACUAGUGGAUUUGGAGCCUCUUGCUUUGUUACUGCUAUUACAGAUGCUCUUAAUAGAACUUAUGGACAUCUUAAUAAUCGUCUUAAAAACAAUCCUAGUGAAUAUAUUAACACCAUUUUUGUGCCAAAAGAUGGUGAAAUUCCUGUAGAUAUGAAAUCCUUGGCUACACUAGGAAUUGUACACGUGGUGCGUGUUGAAUCAAUGAAAGAUCCAAAGGUGGGCGUAGUUUAUGAACCAACAUCUUUGAUACAAGCUCUUUCCAAUUUAUUAAAACAAAAAUGAUAAAUCAACAAUGCAAUAACAAUUUUAUUUGAAAAAAAAAAUCGUGAUCCAUUUAUUCUGUAGAUUAUAAAGUAGAAACCUAGCACAAGUGUACACACUCAUCUUAUAGCAUUUUUGUUUACAAGGGAUUAGCUUUGUAUAU